GAAUCCUUCCUCAUCUUCUCCCAACCCAUCCCUUCCGCCAACCUGGGCAUCAUCGAUUCCCGGGCCUCCUCCGUCGAGGUGUCUAUCCACGGCCAGGAUUACACCGUCCAUCAGUCCCCGACGCUGCUGUCCUCCGCUCGCGCCGGCGGCACGACCGGUGCAGUCCUCUGGAAAAUCACCCCUCUCUUCGCCGAGUGGAUCUCCACGCGGUCAUCUAAUCCUCUCUGGGCCCAAUCCCUCCUCUCGUCGUCCUCCACCGUCGUCGAGCUCGGAUGCGGCAUCUCCGGCCUGAUGGCCCUCACCCUGGCCCCGUGCGUGCGGCACUACAUCGCCACGGACCAGGAAUACGUGCAGCGGCUACUGCGCGAGAACCUGGAAACCAACGCCUCAGUGUCGUCUUCGGCGCGAACCACCGCCUCGGCAAAGUCCAAGGGCAAGAAACAGCCCCCGAAGCAGAAAGCCAAGUCAAAACCCACGUCCUCGUCCCCGACUCCCGCCAAUAUCACAUUCACCACGCUGGACUGGGAAACCGACAUCCCGAGCUCCCUCAAGGAUAGCAUCGAGAUAGACGCCCCAUCCGACGAUGACCAGGACGCCGAGGACAAGGGCUUCGACCUCCUCGUCUCCUGCGACUGCAUCUACAACGAAGCCCUCGUAGCUCCCUUCGUCCGCACCUGCGCCGAUAUCUGCCGUCUACGACCCGUCUACCGGGAAAGUGGCAGUGGCAGCGGCGACGGCGACGGCUCUCGGCCCCCCACGAUCUGUCUGAUUGCGCAGCAGCAACGGUCGCCCGAUGUCUUCGAGGCGUGGUUGCGCGAGACGAUGCGCUUCUUCCGUGUCUGGAGAGUCAGUGAUGAAAUCGCUGGGGAGAGACUGCGGUUGGGGUCGGGGUAUCUGGUGCAUUUGUUGCUGUUGCGGGAGGAUGCUGCGGGGGUGGUUUAG
Molecule: messenger RNA, 942 nt
Organism: Aspergillus steynii IBT 23096
Lineage: Eukaryota; Fungi; Ascomycota; Eurotiomycetes; Eurotiales; Aspergillaceae
Product: S-adenosylmethionine-dependent methyltransferase
Exons: 2
Source: RefSeq, a predicted model, not a curated record